AUGGCGUUAGUACAGCUGUAUCUUGGCUAUGUGUCGUUUAUGCAGUACUCGGGCACUCUAGAAUUGUUGGCCGAGAGCUUGUCUAUAAUGGUGACGUACAUACAGGUGGUGGGUCGCUGCUACUUCUACGUGUUUCAGCAAGAGUCGUGUCGGAAGAUUGUCCAGAACAUACGUGAACAACGAAUGCAUUUCGGUGCAAAAAGUAAUCCCGCAAUAGAACAGCUGUUCCAUGGUGCCGACGAGCAAUUGGUUCACCUUUACCGAGUGCUCUACUGGAUGUAUGCAGCUGCAAUGAUAUCAUUUCUGUCCAUGCCUGCGAUUUAUCCCGAUCCGAGAAAGUACAACUUGCCGUUAGCAUUCACGUUUCCUUUCCUGCCAGUUGAUAAUCGUUUCUGGUGGUACUUUACGUAUCUUUAUCAUUUUGCCAUGAUUUGGAAAUGCAUCCACUUGCUGGUGGUUAUUGAUGGAGUCAUGGUAAUGGCAAUGAUGAGUGUUCGCAAACGAAUUCAAGCGCUGAAAGUGUUGCUGCAGCAGCUCGACGAGAAGAUCCAAGCAUCACCGUGGAAGCGCACCGACCACCUUGAGCUGGAUCUGAAGCGCAUCAUUGAACUGCAUGUGUCCAUCAAAGAAUUUAUGAGAGAUUUCAGUGACUCGUACCGCUGGCACUUCUUCAUGAUAGCCGGAACGGUGUGCUUCGAGAUUUGUAUGGCCUUGAACGUGAUCGCAACAACGGUACGAAACCCAGUUUAUCCAUACUUAUUGGCAACGACUACCCAACUGCUGGUGAUGUGUUUUUUUGGAAAUGUUUUGCUGAUAGAGAACGAUACCCUGUCGGACUGCGUCUACAACAUCCACUGGUAUCGUAUGACAAUUUCGCAGCAGAAAAAAAUCAUGUUCAUGGUCGCCAACGCUCAGCCGGAUAUGAGCGCAAAUGCUAUCUUUUUGAAUGUACAAAUGGCUACAUUUAUCACGAUCAUACGGGCUGCAUACUCUUACUUCACCAUAUUGCAAUAA
Anopheles cruzii is the source of this 1014-nucleotide messenger RNA. Its product is annotated as odorant receptor 4-like. The transcript is spliced from 2 exons. The record is from RefSeq and is a predicted model, not a curated record. Gene Ontology annotation, cellular component: plasma membrane. Lineage: Eukaryota; Metazoa; Arthropoda; Insecta; Diptera; Culicidae. The coding region runs from base 1 to 1014 and encodes 337 amino acids. Gene Ontology annotation, molecular function: odorant binding; olfactory receptor activity. Gene Ontology annotation, biological process: detection of chemical stimulus involved in sensory perception of smell; sensory perception of smell.